AUGAGUUCUGUCGGAAGUGAUAUCUCAGCUAUUGAGAUCGUGUCGCAAGACGAGAAUGUGGACAAUCUCUACGCAGAAGAAACGGAAACGACGCAAGAAUCGGUGCGGCAUUCCAUGGAAAAAAAUCCAAGCAAAAUAAACAGAUACGAGGUCGAGGAUGAAGAAAACAUCUCCCCCAAAAAACGCACAAGGGGGGGCAAAAAUUUAAAACAUAGAAAUCGCGUAUUCUACAGCACAAAAACGAAAAAAGAGAAAGAAGAAUAUUUACGCUAUUUUUGCUUCAAAAAACAUAGCGGAGAUAGCAGACGAGGGUGGCAUUUGAACGGAAGAAGCAGCGGACGAGGAUGGCGAGGCAGCCAGAGAUAUCUUCUUAUCGCUAUGAUGGUGCUUAUAAUAGAUGAAAACAAACUAGAAAUUGGGUUGGAAAAAGCAUAUACAAGUUUCAAUCACAGCGCUUCUCAGUUUUUAGAUACUCAAGGACUUUCCUCAACGGGGCCAGCUUCAAAAAUUGUUGUUAAGUUCUUCCUUGCAAUAUGGUGUGGCUUACUAGGAUCUUUAUUCACUUUCCCAGGACUGAGGAUAUCAAAAUUGCAUUAUGAUGCAUUAAGAUAUUACAAAGAUAAUAAAUUAUUGUUGCUAUCAGCUAAUAUUAGUUAUGUUUCGCCACUCCUCUUGGUGAGUUUAUGGAUUACACCUUUGACCAGAGAUUAUUUGACUGUUCGGAUAUUUAGCGGAAUGAGUAGUCCGUUGAUGACACCUACAAGAUUUGAAAGUAUGAGACAGAUAGUUAUUAUUCUUGCUGUUGUACUAAGAAUAAUGCUUAUGCCAAUUUAUUUGCAAUCUUAUUUAAAUCUUGCAACUCAAAGACUAGAAAUACAGAAAAAGGAAACUGGUAGAAUAACAAAUGUUGAUCUACAAAAAAAAAUUGCGGUUGUGUACUAUUAUUUAUGUGUAGUAGCAGUGCAGUUUAUUGUUCCAAUAAUUAUAUGGUUAUUGUUAACAUUUAUAUAUAAAACAUUAGGUGGUUUUACUUGGGAAGGUAUUUUGGGAAAAACGUUAGAGGAAGAAUGUCCAGCUGAUGAGUUACCACAGUCGCUAUUAUCUAACAAUGAUAACAGUGAUAAGACUGUUGUACAAACUGCUGAAGAAUUUCAACUUGCACUAGGCUCGUUAAAACAGAUAUUUACUACGGAUGUUUAUAGAGGUAUUUUAGGUUUAGCAACAUGGUAGAGCUGCUGUGCAUUACUUGCAACUAGUGCCAUGGGCAUGUUUUAUGAAUCAUAUUUUUCGAAUGUGUAA
Pseudomyrmex gracilis is the source of this 1299-nucleotide messenger RNA. RefSeq names its product transmembrane protein 161B-like. Lineage: Eukaryota; Metazoa; Arthropoda; Insecta; Hymenoptera; Formicidae. The transcript is spliced from 10 exons. The record is from RefSeq and is a predicted model, not a curated record.